GAGAGACGCUGCCCGUCUCCGUGACUGUCCGCUGACCCGUGGUGACCCGUGACGGAUUGUGACGAGGCCGCCGCCGCGUCACGGCUCCGCUCGGCGUGACGUCCAGCACAGCGGCCGCCAUCGAAAAUCAUUGCCGAACCACUUACAGCGACGGUCAUCGGCGCUGCGGCCGCGUCGGCGCCGUCGUCACCACCGACGUGGGACGGCGUGGGAAAACGCCAGGUGCCCGCUGUAAUUAAUGGCAUGGCAAAUAGAUGGCGCUGGAUGGGGCGGUCGGUCGGCCGGCCGGACCGCCGCCACCGCUAGCGAUGGCAGCCAGUCGAGUCGCAGAGCUGACCGGCGCUCUAGUGCGUGCUCUCGGGAUGGUGUUGGUGGCGGGACGCGCCCUGGCUCGGGCCGCGCGCCGCUGACGACCCGUGCCCGCCGCGCGAUGGAGCGUCCCGGGGCCGGCGGCGCCGAGUACGGUCCGGGCGCCGCCUACUGGGAGUCGCCGUUCUACCCGGUGCCGGCGGCGCACUACGGCCCAGCCGGCAGCCAGGCGGAUUGGGCCAACCACGAUGUCAAAUACAACGGCGCGUACAACAGAUAUCUGAGCGGCGGCCCGCUGCUGCCCGGCUCUCUGACGCCACCCGACAAGCUCGGCUCGGAGCUCGGUCUGCACCCGUCGCCGCACCACCCACACCACCCGCACCACCCGGGCGGGCACCCGGCGCAGCUCGCUGCCGCCGCAGCCGCCGCCGCCGCCGCCGGCACCCAUUUGAUGGGUGUGCCCGGCUCGGGGCCGCUAUCCGUCAACACCCUGUCGAGCAUGCAGGCACCGCCCAGUCCGCUGCCCACACCGAGCCCGCCAGUGCCCUAUCCGAUGGCUAUGAAGGACCAGCGUCUGACGCGGGACGCCAUGAAGCGCUACCUGGAGGAGCACGGUGACCAGGUGAUCGUCAUCCUGCACGCCAAGGUGGCGCAAAAGUCGUACGGAAACGAGAAACGCUUCUUCUGCCCACCGCCCUGUAUCUAUUUAUACGGCGACGGCUGGCGGCGCAAACGGGAACAGAUGCUGAAGGAAGGAGAGUCGGAGCAGGGCGCGCAGCUGUGCGCCUUCAUUGGCAUCGGGAACUCAGACCAGGACAUGCAGCAGCUCGACCUCAAUGGAAAGCACUACUGCGCGGCCAAAACCCUGUUCAUCUCCGACUCGGACAAGCGGAAACACUUCAUGCUCAGCACCAAGAUGUUCUACGGAAACGGCAUGGACAUCGGCGUGUUCCACAGCAAGCGCAUCAAGGUCAUAUCCAAGCCCAGCAAGAAGAAGCAGUCGCUGAAAAACGCGGACCUGUGUAUCGCCAGCGGCACCAAGGUAGCGCUGUUCAACCGGCUGCGCUCGCAGACGGUCAGCACGCGCUACCUCCACGUGGAGAACGGCAACUUCCACGCGUCGUCCACGCAGUGGGGCGCCUUCACCAUCCACCUGCUGGACGAGUCGGAGUCGGAGUCUGAGGAGUUCACCGUCCGCGACGGCUACAUCCACUACGGCAGCACGGUGAAGCUGGUCUGCUCCGUCACCGGCAUGGCGCUGCCGCGACUCGUCAUCAGGAAGGUGGACAAGCAGAUGGCCCUGCUGGACGCCGACGAUCCCAUCUCGCAGCUGCACAAGGUGGCCUUCUACAUGAAGGACACAGAGCGGAUGUACCUGUGCCUCAGCCAGGAGCGCAUCAUUCAGUUCCAGGCGACGCCGUGUCCCAAGGAAAUGAACAAGGAGAUGAUCAACGACGGCGCGUGCUGGACCAUCAUCUCGACGGACCGGGCCGAGUACACCUUCUACGAGGGCAUGGGCCCCGUGCGGACGCCCGUGACGCCCGUGCCCAUCGUCCACAGCCUACACCUGAAUGGCGGCGGCGACGUGGCGAUGCUCGAGCUGGCCGGAGAGAACUUCGGCCCCAAGCUGAAGGUGUGGUUCGGAGAGGUCGAGGCCGAGACCAUGUUCCGCUGUGGAGAGUCUAUGCUGUGUGUGGUACCCGACAUCUCAGCGUUCAGAGGCAACUGGCAGUGGGUGCGGCAACCGACCAACGUACCGGUGUGUCUGGUGCGGAACGACGGCGUCAUCUACGCCACGGGUCUGACGUUCACCUACACCCCGGAGCCAGGGCCGCGGCCGCACGUAUCCGGCGUCCACGACGUGAUGCGGCCCGGCGCGCCGCCGCCGCCGCCGCCCCCCGCGCCCGCGCCGCAGCGCAUCGCCGCCAUCGACAACAUCAUGCCGUACGACACGCCGCCUAGUAUGUAGGCGGCCUGCCCCGGCCGGGCCGGGCGGGGCACGGGCCGCCCAGUCGUGGGGACGGCGCUCAGUGAUGGGUGACGGCGGCGCGCGUGGACAGUGGCCCGGGACGGACGGACAGACGGCCGACCGGCCUCGGCGCCGGCGCGUUUCAUGUGAUAUUGAAAUAUUAUCGUGGUGCACCGACGCGGCGCAGACUAUGUGGCGGUGCGCGCGCUCGUUGACCUGCCGAGUGGUGUGUGUUUGUGUAUGUGCCUGUGAGCGUGCGGCGGCGCGCGCCGGACGCGGUCGAGUCUCAGCGCGCGCGCGGAACGGCGGCCGACAGAGCCGUCAACUGUUUGGAUGUACAAACCUUGUUAUACAUAAUAUGCUAGAAGUGUCGUCGCGAUCUCGGUGCGUAGACGUGUGUGUGCGUGCGUGUGUGCAGAGGCCCGCCAGUGCCCAGGCGGGGAACAGACAGCUAACAACCAAAGGUUUCACCAGCUGUCGUGCGGCGCUCGGUCGCCAGAGGCGCCACCGUCGCCCACUAGGCAGGCCGGCGCUCGGCCCCUCUCAGAUCCUGCGCACAUAUUUAUUUCAUCUCGUUCUGUACAUUGCCGCAGUUUUUCUAAGCAAUAAUAAAUGCGAUGCGAUUGUUUGUGCA
Messenger RNA from Amphibalanus amphitrite, 2912 nucleotides. Its product is annotated as recombining binding protein suppressor of hairless-like. Gene Ontology annotation, molecular function: DNA-binding transcription activator activity, RNA polymerase II-specific; RNA polymerase II cis-regulatory region sequence-specific DNA binding. Gene Ontology annotation, biological process: regulation of transcription by RNA polymerase II. Gene Ontology annotation, cellular component: nucleus. The coding region runs from base 239 to 2278 and encodes 679 amino acids. The record is from RefSeq and is a predicted model, not a curated record. The transcript has 10 exons. Lineage: Eukaryota; Metazoa; Arthropoda; Thecostraca; Balanomorpha; Balanidae.